AGAAAAUAUCAAAUUACUAUAUAUAUAAAGUAAAGUAGAAUUGUUUAUGAUUGCACAGAAAGGAGAAAGAAAAACUAAAAAGAAAAGAAAAUAAUGGAGAGGCUUGGCCAAAACCAAAAUGAGGCCUCUCAGUGUUGCUGUCCAACCCCAUUUUUCAACUCAUCAGCAGCAUCACCAAACAUCAACAACAGAACCAAAAUCAGAAACAGUUCUUCUGAAUGUCGCCACAACUUUGUAGCAACAACUUCAUCUUCCAUCUUUCCAAACACAAACUUCACAAACCAUGAGUCACUUCCUUCUCUUCAUGAAUCAUUCAAUGAAUUCAACAAAGUUUACCCUCAGUAUUCUGAGACUGAACUUGUUGACCAUGUUAGAGCACAAGAGUAUCACCAUCUCAGCAAUCACACUUGCCUUGAUUACAUUGGUGUUGGCCUAUUCUCCCAUUCUCAACUCCAACAACAACAACGUUAUCAUGGGGAUGCAUCAAAAUCACAACUUGCUUCAACUUCAACUUCAACUUCAAAUCAAUAUCCUGGAAUUCCAUUCUUCAGCCUAUCCUCCAAGACUGGGAAUCUGAAAACACUAUUGAUCCAUGGUGGACAAGAGUCAGAAUUUGAGUCUGCAAUGAGGAAAAGAAUCAUGAAUUUCCUCAACAUAUCUGAAACUGAUUAUUACAUGGUUUUCACAGCAAACAGAACCUCAGCUUUCAAGCUUGUUGCAGAUUCAUACCAGUUCCAAUCUUCCAGGAAGCUUCUCACAGUUUAUGACUAUGAAAGUGAAGCUGUUGGAAACAUGAUUAGUGCCUCAGAGAAGAGAGGUGCAAGGGCUAUUUCAGCUGAAUUCGCAUGGCCAAGGUUCAGGAUUCAGACAACAAAAUUGAGGAAAAUCAUUGUGGGCAAGAGGAAGAAUAAGAAGAAAAAGAAGGGUCUUUUUGUCUUUCCACUUCACUCAAGGGUAACAGGAACAAGGUACCCUUAUCUUUGGAUGAGUGUAGCACAAGAAAAUGGUUGGCAUGUGUUGGUUGAUGCAUGCGCAUUGGGGCCAAAGGACAUGGACUCUUUUGGCCUCUCUCUCUUUCUCCCUGAUUUCUUAAUCUGCUCUUUCUAUAAGGUCUAUGGUGAGAAUCCUUCUGGUUUUGGUUGCCUUUUCGUCAAGAAAUCUGCUAUUUCGAGCAUGGAAGCUACUUCUUCUGCAGGAAUUGUGAACCUUGUGCCACAAAAUCAGAUACAUCUAUCCGAGGAUUCUUCUGGCACUGACUUAGAACUUGAACAAAAAACUAUAUGUAGCAUACAAGAAGAACAAGAAGGAGAAGAAGAAGAAGAAGAAUUAUCCUCAAUGAGAUCAUUCUCGGGUCCUAGACAAGCCACAGAAUCUGGAAAAGAUGAAGAAGAGGCGCAAUCUCAUCGAGGUUCUGAAAUUGAGGAGGCUAAUCUCAAGAAGAAGAGUGUUGCUCAAGGAAGUGAAAAUGGAGGGUUUGAGAUUGAAUGCAGGGGUUUGGAUCAGGUGGAUUCUCUGGGAUCAAUACUGAUUAGCACUCGGGCGAGGUACUUGAUAAACUGGUUGGUGAACUCAAUGGUGAAGCUUAAGCAUCCACACACACAAGAGUUUCCACUGGUGAAGAUAUAUGGUCCAAGAGUGAAGUUUGAUAGAGGAGCAGCUUUGGCAUUCAAUGUGUUUGAUUGGAAAGGUGAAAAAGUUGAGCCUGUUCUUGUUCAGAAGCUUGCUGAUAGGAGCAACAUUUCAAUCGGUUAUGGAUUCCUGCAUCAUAUUUGGUUUGCAGAUAAGUAUGCAGAAGAUAAAGGAAGAGUUCUUCAGAGCAAAAAAGAAGUGAAAGGCAAUAAUAAUAAGAAGAAGAAAGAUAGAGAUAGUGAAGUUGGAAUAAGUGUGGUUACUGCUGCAUUAGGAUUCUUGGCUAGUUUUGAAGAUGUAUAUAGGCUUUGGGCUUUUGUUGCAAGGUUUCUUGAUGCAGAUUUUGUGGAAAAGGAGAGGUGGAGAUACACUGCUCUCAAUCAGAAAACAAUUGAAGUUUGAUUAUUCAUUUCAACCAAUUAAAUUUCAUUUAUUGUUAGUUGUUCAUCAUUGUUCUUGAUUUCUUUAUCUUGUAAGUGCCUAUCUAGAGUGUGACUUUGGAUGAAGGUUAUUUCUUGUAUAUGGAAAUUUGAUUUGAUUCUCCAAGGAAAACGGAGAUGAUUUCAGCAACUAUAUAGAUAAUUAUUCACUCUGUGAAAUGCAAAAGAAAAAAAGUAUUUGUUUCA
Arachis duranensis is the source of this 2255-nucleotide messenger RNA. RefSeq lists its product as uncharacterized. NCBI's taxonomy places the organism in Eukaryota, Viridiplantae, Streptophyta, Magnoliopsida, Fabales, Fabaceae. The transcript has a single exon. The record is from RefSeq and is a predicted model, not a curated record. Bases 94 to 2031 code for a protein of 645 amino acids.